Molecule: messenger RNA, 4422 nt
Organism: Acanthopagrus latus (yellowfin seabream)
Lineage: Eukaryota; Metazoa; Chordata; Actinopteri; Spariformes; Sparidae
Product: WASP homolog-associated protein with actin, membranes and microtubules
Exons: 11
Coding region: 28-2367 (779 amino acids)
Biological process (GO): endoplasmic reticulum to Golgi vesicle-mediated transport; Arp2/3 complex-mediated actin nucleation
Cellular component (GO): cytoplasm; endoplasmic reticulum-Golgi intermediate compartment membrane
Molecular function (GO): Arp2/3 complex binding; actin binding
Source: RefSeq, a predicted model, not a curated record
GGCCGAAGAGAAACAUCGCUUUUCAAGAUGAACAGCGUCGAGUGUGAGCGGCUGGACAGCCUGGAGGGCUGGGUGGCCAUUAAAAGUAACAUAUUCGAGGAGACGGAGACGUUUAAACUCGGCUUCAUCGUCCAGUGGAACGUCAUCGAGUGUAAGUUCGCCGUCACCUGCCACAACCGGACGUUACAGCGGCAGAAACGCAAAGCAGAAGUUGCCGUCGACUCUCAGGUGAGCUGGGCAGGACUCUUCUCCGUCAGCGACUUAAAACACGUCCACCAGCAGUUUACAUGCGUGGCGGACGUCCUGGGGACCUGCUUCCCGGAUCUGACCGAGUUCGAAGACGGGAACAUCUGGGACUUGCUCUUCCUGAACCGGAGGUCGGGUCCGGACGACGACGACGACGAGAGAGACUUCGACACGCCGUGUCGGAAACUGGAGAAAUACUUCAGCACCGCCAUCGACAUCUGCGGACGAAAGAUCGUCCUCGACACUUUGUUCACGCAGGAUGAGCGGGACGUGGAGGAAUACUUUGAAAACCUGCAGGAGUUCAAGAGGAAGACCAUGCAGGAGGAGAUGGCAAGGGCCAAAGGUCACCUGCGACAGCUGCUGCAGCGCCACAGCGGCGCCGACCGAAUGGUUGCACUGCUCAGCAUCUACGAGGAAGAGGACGAGGUGUACCAGGACCUGGUCACUGUGGCCACCACCUUCUUCCAGUAUCUGCUCCAACCCUUCAGGGACAUGAGGGAGCUGGCCAGCCUCUACAAGAUGGAGAUCCUGAAGUCGUUGGAGUUUGAGGACUUGGGUCCUAAGAGAAUUGCCGCUCUCGAGAAGGAGGCGGAGGAGUGGAGAACGAAAGCAGAAGACGCAGUCGCCUCGAUUCAGGACAUCACUGUCACCUACUUUGCACAGACUUCAAAGGCUCUGGCUGGUAUGGUAAAGCAGAUGGAGGAGGAUAAGUGUCGUUUCGGAGCUGCUGCCUGGGCGUCUGCGGCCCCCCGACUGGAGAAACUUCGCUUCCUGCUGGCCAAAGAAACUCUGCAGCACAUGAGAACUAAAGAGAUGUGCCUCAACCGCAAGAAAGACGGCAUCAGAGAAAGAUUGGGCGGCCUGUCCAACAGAGUCCAAGGCCUCAGAACCGAUUCGAUGUCUCCGUCUGCGGUCGGCCAGCAGCAGGACACGGUGGACCAGCUGGAGCUGCAGUUCUACGAGACCCAACUGGAUCUGUACGACACAAAGUUUGAGAUCCUGAAGAACGAGGAGCAGCUGCUGGUGGCUCAGAUAGACAGCCUGCGACGGCAGAUUAAAGAACUGAAAGACGAGGUGGUGUACUACGACGUGUGUGAGGAUCCGGAGGAGCUGCAGAGCAUGGUCCACACCGGUACUCACCAAGCAGAACCUCCAGCUGUCCGUCAGCUCAGAAGACGCCUACAGACCUUAGAGGCCAAGAGAGGCAACAUCUGUGCCCGGCGAGCUUAUAUCCGCAACAAAAAGGAUCAGUGCAUGGAGGCCCAGGAGCAGAAGCAGCUGCGAGCCAAGCAGAGCUCCGUAGUCUUCAACCAGCAUCAUCAGGUCCACCUGAAGCGAGAGAAGAGGAAGGAGGAGGAGCAGAGGAGGAAGGAGUGGGUGGACGAGCAGCGAGAGAAGACGCUGAGCAGAUUACGAUCCUUCAGAGAGACGCGACAGGGCCAUUACAUCCUGAAGACUCCUCAGUCCAGGAUGUGUCCUUCAGAAGCGCCGUGUCUCGACUCCCAGCCGAUGUCCAUCAUCAGCCUCGGACCCUCUGAAGGACCCUCCUCCGUCCGUCCUGCACCCAGAAGCAGUAAAACUCCCAAGAAACAGCAGCUGAAAGACAUCCCUAUCCAGAUCUUCGCUGCACCGCCGCCUCCAACUACUGCGCCUCCUCCUCCUCCUCCUCCUCCUCCACCACCACCACCUCCCCCACUGCCCACUGCCUUUCCUCCUCCACCUGUCCGAGCAUCGCCUGCCUCUGAGGACACGCCGAAGCCUCUCAGCGAAAAUGAGGAUCCUCCUUUUCCAGCCAAGAACACGCUCAAACAAAAUAUUGGAACGAUGGAUGAAGUGUUGGCCUCGCUGCAGCGUGGACAGAUUCAGCUCAGAAAGGUUCCCGCUCCGAAGACGGCGCCCCCUGCUGUGGACCCGAGGAGCAAUCUGAUGUCCGCCAUCCGACAGGGAGUCACCCUGAAGAAGAUGGUUCCUGCUCGACUGGAGGCGCCGGACAGUGCUGACAACGAGCUGGAGCGCAGCAUCAAAGCCGCCAUGAUGAGGAUGAAGAAGGUGGCAGCCGACUCUGAGGAAGAAGAUGACCGAGGAGACGACGAGACACAGAGCACAGACUGGGACAGCUGAGACACACACACACACACACACACACACACACACACACACACACACUGAAGUUGAUGACAUCACUCCCGCUCUGUUUCCUUCUCUGAGCUUCAGCUUAUCGUUGCGGCCAAACUUUCACCAAAAAGCUUCGUCUGUGAGAAGAAGGGGAUCACGCCUCUCCUGCCUCAAACAUCGCAGUGUGUUGAAGUUGUCGAACAGUUAAUCAUGUUUGUCGUUUCACAAUAGUCCUGAGAUGUUGUAAUACACCCUCAACUACUCUAAUCCAACUUGAGUCUCCUCUAAAGCAGAAACGACACGCCGUGCUUCAGCGCUCAUCGAGAGGAGAAGCCGUGUCGAUGAUUGAACUCCUCCCAACGCGGCAUCUGAGGCUGUCGCACAGCAGGCAGAUGCAACAACACUACACUUGACUUUAAUUUCAGCACACUGUUGAGUGUAAACUCAGCUGACUUCUCUUAUUUUCCGAAUGUAAAUGAAAUCUAACCCCACAAGGGCUACAGCGGUCUGAGUUUUGAGGGUUUUAUCGCUAAACAAAAGAAGAGUUUUGUGAAGCUGAGGUGAAGAAGUGAUAAUUAUUUACAGCCUUUAUGUUUAAAGUCCCUGUUUUUGUUGUUUGUGUUACAGGCUGUUUGAUGCACUUUGUUUUUCUUUAUGUCAGAAAUGUGUGAACAUGUUUCGGUUUGAUUGAGGUGCAGUUUAUACACGGUCUGUCAUUACUUCCUGUCUGAGGCCAAAACAACAACAUGACGAAUAAAGAAUGUUACACAUUUGAUUUAAUAAUCAUUAUUUCCCCCAUUAAAAUGUGUGAUUUGUAAAAUAUGGCCAGAAGGUUUAGUUAAAAACAUUCAAAAGAUGAACUAACAUUAUGAACAGUGUGAGGAAACAACAGUGCUGACGUUUUUGGACUGUGUUGCAGAGAUGUGUACUGAAGUUAGCAUGCUAACCGGCUAGCCUCAGCCCAUCCUGUCUCGUAACUCCUCUUUGUACCACAGGAGGUGGUGAUGGUCUGAGUAGUUUCAGGUAGUUGUCUGAACACAGACUGUUUUUUAAAAAAACUCUCUCUGUCUGUCUGACUCAGCUGUGUCCCAGUCUGGAGGCUGGGUACUGUAGCACGACUAGCUCCACGGCUAACAGAGCCAUCAGCCAAUAUGCUAAUGGUUGCUAGCAGCAGUCGUUGGCUCCUGUGGUGAUCUGCUGCCUUCUAUGUUUUUGUCGCUACCGUUGAAUUCUGGCCAUAUUCUACAAAUGACACCUCUUAAUGUGCACAGCUGUGUCUCUAAUCACGGUUGAGUCCUCAGUAAAGCUUUCCGCUGAGCUUUUCUCCAAUUUUUUGACAUUAAAACAGCACUUUAAGGAAAUAAUUAGCAGAAUAAUUGUGUCUGCAGCAGCAGUGUCCUGCCCCAGUUUUUCUUUCAAAAACAUGUGAAUGUGUUCGGCUUAAUUCAGGUGCAGUUUAUUCAUGAUCUGUUAUUACUUCCUCUUUGAUACCUCGACAAAAGAAGUUACAAAGAGUUUUGAUUUAAUAACCAAUGUUUCAUUGUCAUUAUGCAGUUUCUCAUUACUGUACUCAGCUGUGUCUCUCUGACAGGCUGAUGUUGAAGUGUAGAGACGAACUUUGUACCGAUGACUGGAGCUGCAACGAUUGUAAGAGAGUUAAUUGCCAAGUAUGUUGAUCAUCGAUUAAUCGUUUCAGUCGUUUCAUCGUUGUCUUUUAUGGCAGUGAAUGAAGAGUUUGGGUUUUUUGACUGUAGAAGUAACCUGAAGGAAGUUUUCUUUCCAUUUUUUAUAGACUAAACGAUUAAUCGAUAGAGAAAUUAAUCGUUAGUUGCAGCUCUGCUCUUGACCUUUGACCCUGUGACACAGAGCACUUAACUGAAAGCUUAAGCUCUAAUGUAUUAUGUACAAAAAAAAAAAAUACCAAUACUGUCUGGGAACUGCAUUAAAUGUUUUUUUUAGCAUGAAAGUGUAAAGAACUGAAACUCCAGUGUGUUGCAGACGGGCUGAAACACACUUGUACUGCUGUGUUUUAAUAAUAAACGAAGACGUAGGAGAUCAUGC